Molecule: messenger RNA, 2103 nt
Organism: Pseudopodoces humilis (Tibetan ground-tit)
Lineage: Eukaryota; Metazoa; Chordata; Aves; Passeriformes; Paridae
Source: RefSeq, a predicted model, not a curated record
GCGGUUCCUCGGGAAUCGCAGGGCGAGGUUUUUUCCUAUUCCUGCUCUGGGAUGUGCCAAUCGCUUCAGCCCGGCCGUGCUGGCGGGAUGCUGCUCCCCCUGCUCUUCCCCCAGGCGUGCCGGCCCCUCCGCUGCCUCCUCCGGGACCUGUCCCGCUGCAGAUGGGAUGGGAAGAGGGCUGGCUGUCCCCACAGGGCUCUGCACACAGCCUGGGCCACCUGCAGCAGUGACAUCACCCCUGUGUUCACCAGGGCUCCGGCUUUUGGGGACAAAGUGGCCAUCAUUGACCAGAACGGGGAGCACACGUACAGGGACCUGCUCAGCCACAGCCUCCGCUUAUCCCAGGAGAUCUGCAGGCUCCUGGAGUGCCCCAGCAGGGACCUGAAGGAAGAGAGGAUCUCCUUUCUGUGCCCCAAUGAUGCCUCCUACGUGGUGGCCCAGUGGGCUUCGUGGAUGAGCGGGGCUAUAGCGGUGCCCCUGUACAGGAAACACCCCGUGCCCGAGCUGGAAUACGUGAUCCAGGAUUCCCAGAGCGCCCUGCUCAUCGCAGCUGAGGAAUUCGUGGGGAAAAUAACCCCCAGUGCCAAGAAACUGGGAGUCCCUGUGCUGCCACUUCCCAGGUCUGGUGGUGAUGGAUCCACGAGCUCUGCAGCCACACAGGAGGGGCCCUUGCCAAGCUGUUCCUCGUGGAAGGACAGAGGAGCCAUGAUCAUCUACACCAGCGGGACAACAGGGAGGCCCAAGGGUGUCCUCAGCACCCACCAGAACGUGCAGGCUGUGACCACAGGGCUGGUUGAGAAGUGGGAGUGGAAGAAGGAGGAUGUGAUCCUGCACGUGCUGCCUCUGCACCAUGUCCACGGGGUGAUCAAUAAGCUGCUGUGCCCGCUGUGGGUGGGAGCCACCUGCAUCAUGUUCCCGGAAUUCAGCGCUGAGCUGGUGUGGAAGAAGCUCCUGAGCUCCCAAGCUCCCCGUGUCAGUGUGUUCAUGGCAGUGCCCACUAUCUAUGCCAAGCUGAUGGAAUAUUAUGACGAGCAUUUCAGCCAGCCCCAGGUGCAGGAUUUUGUGCAUGCCUUUUGCCAGGACAACAUCAGGUUAAUGGUGUCAGGCUCAGCAGCCCUGCCUGUGCCUGUCUUGGAGAAGUGGAAGAGCAUCACGGGGCACACCUUGCUGGAGAGGUAUGGGAUGACUGAGAUUGGGAUGGCGCUUUCUAACCCUUUGCAUGGAGUCCGUGUCCCAGGUUCCGUGGGCACCCCGCUGCCCGGCGUGGAAGUGCGCAUCGCCAGCGAGACCUUGAGAAAUGGGGCUCGAUCCUACACCACCCACGCCCAGGGGGAUGAACACAGCACACAGGUGACACCGGGCCUGGAGGGACAAGAGGGGGAGCUGCUGGUGAAGGGCCCCUCGGUGUUCCGCGAGUACUGGAACAGACCCAAGGAAACCGCGGAUGCCUUCACGCCCGACGGAUGGUUCAGAACAGGAGACACAGCAGUGUACAAGGAUGGAGUGUACUGGAUCAGGGGCCGCACCUCCGUGGACAUCAUCAAGAACGGAGGGUUUAAAGUCAGCGCGCUGGAGGUGGAGCGUCACCUCCUCACACACCCCCACAUCACAGACGUGGCGGUGAUCGGGCCCCCGGACAUGGUGUGGGGACAGCGCGUCAGCGCCGUGGUGAAGCUGCGCAAGGGCGAGAUGCUCUCCAUCAGGGAGCUGAAGGACUGGGCCAGGGACACCAUGGCUCCCUACACCAUCCCGACAGAGCUGAUCGUGGUGGACGAGAUCCCGCGCAACCAGAUGGGCAAAGUCAACAAAAAGGAGCUUCUGAAGCGCUUUUAUCCAGCCUAGUGCCCACCUGGGGGGGCUUGGCCCUGACCCACGGCCGCUCUGCCCCUGAGGAGGAGCCACAGGGAUGGUCCUGGGCAGGUCUGGGCUCACUGCAGCCUAGUCCUUGAAUAAUGUCCAAUAAAAUAUGAUUUUUCCUGGCUGGCUGAGCUGAGCCAGAGCUGCAGUUAGGGCUUCCUUGUGUGGGAGCUCUUUGUAGGAAUCACAGAAUUCCAGAAUGUUUUAGGCUGGAAAGGACCUUAAAGCCCAUCAUGUUCCACCCCC